Branchiostoma floridae (Florida lancelet) is the source of this 5424-nucleotide messenger RNA. Its product is annotated as tyrosine-protein kinase Yes-like. Gene Ontology annotation, cellular component: extrinsic component of cytoplasmic side of plasma membrane. The transcript is spliced from 13 exons. Bases 175 to 1791 code for a protein of 538 amino acids. Gene Ontology annotation, molecular function: ATP binding; signaling receptor binding; non-membrane spanning protein tyrosine kinase activity. The record is from RefSeq and is a predicted model, not a curated record. Lineage: Eukaryota; Metazoa; Chordata; Leptocardii; Amphioxiformes; Branchiostomatidae. Gene Ontology annotation, biological process: protein phosphorylation; cell surface receptor protein tyrosine kinase signaling pathway; cell differentiation.
CGUACUGCAGUGCACAACAACACACCUGUUGCACAAUAGAAACGUCACUGGUCACGUGACUAACGCGGAAGUUGGGUCAUUUUGGCGGAGAGGGAAGUUAGCUCUGAGUCCGGUAGACGUGCCUCCAUCCAGGACAGAAUUCGACACUUUUCCGCGAUCUAACAGAUCAACAGAAUGGGCGGAAAAUCUAGCAAAAGUAAACAGAAGGACAAAGACGGGAAGAAACAGAAGAAGAACAAGAACAAGGGGAACAAGGAGAACCAACCUGACGAUGUACCAGACACUGGUUUUGACCCUUUUGGGAUGAACGUUCAAUCUGCCACCCCGUUUGUCGCUGGACCACCCGUCAAUGGAAAUGCUCGUAUUGGCAUUCCGAGCUUUCACGAUCAAACUCCCGGUCCCAUGCAGGGCACAGUGGGUGUUCUGUUGUUCCAAGCACUGUACGACUAUGAAGCCAGAACGGAGGACGAUCUUAGUUUCAGGAAAGGAGACCUACUCCAGAUAGUCAACAACAAUGACGGCGAUUGGUGGAUGGCACAGUCAAUGACCACUAACCAGCAAGGUUACGUUCCCAGCAAUUACAUUGCUCCAUCUGCCUCAGUGGAAUCAGAGGACUGGUAUUUUGGCAAGAUCACCAGAAAAGAUGCAGAGAGACUACUGACAAUGACGCCCACUCUAUCCCCGGGAACGUUCUUGGUCAGAGAGCCGGAAAGGCGCCAAGGUGGCCACACUUACACUUUGUCUGUUAGGGACUGGGAGGAGGUGAAGGGAGUGAACGCCAAACACUACAAAAUCAUGAAGCACGACAACACGGGCUACUACAUUUCCCAACGCAAGCACUUUGACAGCGUUUCUGAGUUGAUCGCACACUAUAAAGCGUCGUCGGACGGUUUGUGUCGAAAGCUGACAGAGUCGUGCCCGAAGGUUAACCCAGAGACAGGUGGUCUCGCCAAAGACGCGUGGGAGAUUGACAGAAAUUCACUCAAGUUUGACAAGAAACUGGGGGCCGGCUGCUUUGGAGAAGUAUGGGCAGGCACGUGGAACAACAAAACUAGAGUCGCCAUUAAGACAUUGAAGGCUGGUACAAUGUCUCCCCAAGCUUUCCUCCAAGAGGCCAACAUUAUGAAGAAACUUCGGCACAAGAACUUGGUAUCCCUCUAUGCCGUCUGUUCAGAAAAGGAACCAAUCUACAUUGUGACUGAAAUGAUGAUGCACGGCAGUCUGCUGGACUAUCUCCGUCAGGGGUCAGGCAUGAGCCUCAAGUUCAAAGAGCUGGUGGAAAUGUCUGCACAGAUUGCGGCAGGCAUGGGCUACAUCGAGAAGAUGAACUACAUCCACCGUGACCUGCGUGCUGCUAAUGUCCUUGUGGGAGACAACAACCUAUGCAAGGUUGCCGACUUCGGUCUGGCCAGACUGGUCAACGACGACAUCUAUGAAGCUUCUGCUGAAUCGAGAUUCCCCAUCAAAUGGACGGCACCAGAGGCGAUAGAGUUCGGCCAGUUCACCAUCAAGUCGGACGUGUGGUCAUUCGGAAUCAUGAUGACAGAGCUGCUGACAAAAGGGAAAAUCCCUUACCCAGGUAUGAACAAUGCCCAGGUCAUGCAGCAGGUCUCGCGAGGCUACAGGAUGCCGCUUGAGUCCUUCAACUGUCCUGACUCCCUGUAUGAGCAGAUGAUCAAGUGCUGGGACACCUCCCCUGAAAAACGACCAACGUUCGAAUUUCUGGCCAAUUUCUUAGACGACUACUUCGCUGUCACCGAACCCGACUACAAGGAGCCAGACGAGUUUUAAGAAGUCUUCAAUCUGUUUCUUAAUUCAUUUUGAUGCAAGUAUUAACAAAGUUUGGUUGUAUUUACAUUUUUUACUACAAAGAUUUUGAAUGUAUAUACAUGCACUAUAAAGGGAAAGUGCGGAACAUUACUAAUUAACUAAUGUGCAGUGUGAUGCAUUUUGGGUAUGAUUUCAAAGUUGAAGGCCACUCACAGUGCAUCAUGGGCACUCCAAACCUUGAGCUAGUUUAUUCUAUAAGGAUAAUCUAAUAAGACUGAGGCAAAUCUGCAAUCUCUUUAGCUCACAGAGCUGUUUUCUUUCUAAUGUUUUGACAAGAGUAACAAAGUGGGAACAGAUCAUUUAAGGUGACCUUAUAAUAGGAAGCAGGCCGUCCCUAACCAAUUUUAGAAGUGAAAUGGUUUGACAAUCUCUGUUGUAAGAAAUUUUAAUCUUCAUCUUACAGUUUAUAACUGACAUUGUUGAAGAAGUAAUGAUAAUUUGAUUUUAUAGGUAUCUAAUUGCUUUUCUUACCCACAAGCAAGAAUCCUACAUUGUACUUUAAAAGAUGUAUGAUACAAUAUAUUUCAAAUUAACUGUGGUGUAUAUUGGCACCUUUUUAGUAAUGUUUUGGCGUAGUCAUGCUGCGUUGUAAGGUUUGAAACUAGCAAAACGUUAGGAUGUCAUACAAAAAAAGGAAUAUAGAAAGAAAACGUUGACGUACAUUGUAUGAUAUGGAGCAUAACUUAGCUAGCUGAUUAAAUUUGCUUGAUUCAGUGUAGUCAUAUUUUCUUCUCUUAUAACAAAUCUGUAAUGAUACUCUACUUGGCCAAAGGCUGACUGUAAAAUAUUAAGAAUUCAAUAAUGAACAUUAAAAGGACUAUACUCAAUGUAUGUGGAAAACAUGUGAAUGCCGCGUGAUCACAAAUAACCGGCUUUUAUUAAGGAUUGGACAAGUUUUAAUGUCAAGCAAUUCUAUAAGCAAUAAGGAGCCAAGUUAGGUUAGAAGGUGACAAUCAAGAUAUACCUGGAAAUGCCUUACUUCUUCUCUUCUCAUAAAGUGCCUUGACAAAUCAUACUACUGGGGCCAAUUUGAUGCACAGUUGAAACUAACUGCACGUUUAAGUGGUCUUGACUCUUUAGCAAGUUUAGCUUAAUGAACAAUGUUCAUGACAGAGAAGACAGAUGCUAUGUGCAGGUUUGCUGUACCAGGGAAAUUCCCCCAGCUCUUUGAACAAGGAUAAUGAACAGUGGACCAUGUUCAGGACUGCCACCAUUUCUAGACUUUUAGUCCUUUCCAGUAGCGUGUAUGUUAGGUGACACAACCAGGUUUUAGACUCAAACCUUUAGCUUCUUGUCCAAGAGGCAGGGUCACUAACUAACUACGCAUGCAACUACAUGUGGCGCUUAGUAUCGUUAAAUUCAUUCUCUACUUUCAGGUAUAGAUAUUAUACAGUAACAGGAAAUUAUUUGAUCUAAUUAUGAGACAUGAAACAAAGCUGACUAACGUUUACUGAAUAUGCUGCUGGUUGUCGAAGAAUGGUGUUUCCAUUCCCAUAGUGGAGCACAUUUGUAUUUCUUUUUUUUUUUCGUUGCUUUCUUUCCUAAUGUCUUUGGAAUGUAGCUGGAAUUUCUGCUAAUAUUGUUAGAGGUCAUUGUUAAGUCAAAUUUUAGGUUCAUCUACAGUGAAAUGCCUUACAUCACCUGUUUACUGAUAAGUGAUUCAAAAAUUGUGAUUUAUGAUAAUAAACAGUUUGUAUUACUGUAACAGGUCAAAACAACAAAGUGGCCUUACACUCACAUUGCCUUACAUAGCACUGGUGAUAUUACAGUGAUCAUGAUAGUAGACAGUGAGAAUGAGGCUUGUUUUAAUCAGGUGUAGAAUAUACUUGUAGACUUCUGUUAAAGAAGUCUAGUCUUUGUUACCCAUUAGUAGAAUCACACAUUCUUUGUAACCAAUCAGAAUUGAUGCAUUCUUUGUAGCAAAUCAGAAUCUGAUUUGUAGCAAAUCAGAAUCAUUGUCUUUGUAACCAAUCAGAAGAAUCACACAUUCUUGUAAUCAGAAUCAGUACAUUCUUUUUAACCAAUCAGAAGAAUCAUGCACUCUUUGUAGUCUAUCAGAAUCACUAACAGUCUUUAUAGCCAAUACCAAGCAUCACGUAGAAGUAGAACAUCAACUUUGGAACCCCCUCAUUUGAGUAAAUUUGUAGUGGAAAUCGACUUGAAGUCUUCCGGUAGACGGGUGAUUAAAUCAUGAGUGGUUAUUGAAGCGGAUCAUUUUUGGCCAACGCAUGUGUGCAGUGUUAACUAAAUGGAAUAAUGCCUUUUGUGAGGGGGUUCAAGUAACAAGUAAAUUGUGUAUAACUGUGUUAAAGACAAAUCACAGUCAUGGCAUGUUAUAUCACAGAAUCACAAAUAGUUUGACCUUGUACUUGCAUUUUUUCUUAAAUGUAUUAGACUUCAUACAAAUGUUACUAGAAGGAAAGCACCUGGAAACAUUCCACUCUUGCAGCUGGCAAGACAAAUUCCUGACAAAAGCAAUGAAAAUCUGAAAAAUAUAAUUGACAACUUAUAUAUAAGCUGAAUAUAUCAACUGCCAUAAUGAUUGUUUUUGCAAUGAUGUGAGGAAAAAGUUACUAAAAAACUUGCAUCUAAAAUGUUAUGAACCUAUGAACUUGGAGAAGGGACAUUUUGCUUUAAAUUUGUUUCUCAUUUUUUUUUGGUGAUGGGUAAUUCUUGGUUCAUGAUUCUAAGUAUGCAUGCUCAGCAAAGUGCACCGUGGGUAAUAUGUCAAAGGUGAGGGCCCCUAACUUGUAAGCAGUUCUAGUCUCACCCAUUAUAGCAAGCAUGUUUUGUUUAUGUCCGAUGAACUUCACCUUUGACAUAUCACCUACUGCAUUUUAUAAUAAUCUUACUUAGUCUGAACUCUGGCACAAGAUACUAUGUACCUUUGUUAAAUGGAAAAUACAUAGGUUGGGGGCCUUUUGGGACCCUUGUGACCAACGCUUGCUAUGUAGAAGAUUGUUAUCUUGAUUUGUUGUAAAUUUUCUUUUACUGACAACCAGUUUUAUGGAAAGCUUGGUAGAAUUAUGAAGAUUAACCUCUUUGGUAGAAUGGCAACAAAAAUGAAUAAUUUUCACACAUACAGGGCUGUGCCAUUUCAGAAUCUCAGGAGGGGUGGUCAGGACUCUUUUUUUAACUCCUCCCCUUUCGUUUCACGUCAAGUACCAACUCUUUGUGUGCUGACUUUAUGAUUCAAUUUGAUACACCUACCUCUCACUUUUGAAAAGAAAUACUUACCACCCUCUCCUAGAUGGUUAAAUGGAAUAACCCUAAAUGUUUUGAACACAUUGCAUAGCAUACCCUGUUAGAUUACAUGCUUAGACACGAGUGUUGCUUUUUCAGCAAGUACAAAUGUAAUUGAAUAGCAAAUCAGGCAUGUUGAUUUUAAAAGCUCAAAUACAAGAUGAUGCUUGAUUCAGAAGUACUAAUUUUAGCCUGUAGACUCUUUUACGAUAGCAAGAAAAAAGUGAGCACAGGGGAAAAUUCCCAAGUUACAAUUAUGAUGUCACUACAUGUAUAUAUACGAGUUGUUCAUCUGUAAGAUAUAUCGCUUCUUUGUAUAAUCAGGUUUUGAAAUAAAAUAUCAAGACUCAU